Messenger RNA from Pecten maximus, 7508 nucleotides. Its product is annotated as exportin-1-like. Gene Ontology annotation, biological process: ribosomal large subunit export from nucleus; protein export from nucleus; ribosomal small subunit export from nucleus. The transcript has 23 exons. Gene Ontology annotation, cellular component: cytoplasm; nucleus. Gene Ontology annotation, molecular function: small GTPase binding; nuclear export signal receptor activity. NCBI's taxonomy places the organism in Eukaryota, Metazoa, Mollusca, Bivalvia, Pectinida, Pectinidae. The record is from RefSeq and is a predicted model, not a curated record. Bases 132 to 3359 code for a protein of 1075 amino acids.
AAUCCGAAGAUGUCCGAUAAAACCAACAUGUUCCAGUUUGAACCGGUUACAGAAAGUUUUAAUGCCUUUCAUUACAAGGAAGGUGUAUGUUUGGUGUAGACAUGAAACAGGGUUCUUCUUCAAAAUAAUUCAUGCCACCAAUAAGUAUGAGUAUGGCUAACCUCCCGGAGGAAGCGGCCAAACUUCUGGAUUUUAACCAGAAGCUGGACAUAAAUCUCCUGGACAACAUUGUGGCUAUGAUGUAUACUGGGGAUGGACAGCAGCGCAUGGCACAAGAGGUACUUACUACACUGAAAGAACAUCCUGAUGCCUGGACAAGGGUAGAUACUAUUUUAGAAUACUCCAGCAAUCAACAGACAAAGUAUUAUGCUCUUCAAAUAUUAGAAAAUGUCAUCAAAACGAGAUGGAAAGUCCUACCAAGACCACAAUGUGAAGGUAUAAAGAAAUAUAUUGUUGGAUUGAUAAUCAAAACAUCAUCAGAUGCUACCAUGUUAGAACAAGAAAAAGUCUAUAUUGGAAAACUUAACAUGAUCCUUGUACAAAUUUUAAAGUAUGAAUGGCCACGGAAUUGGCCAUCAUUCAUAUGUGAUAUUGUUGGUGCUAGCAAAACAAACGAGUCUCUUUGUCAGAACAACAUGAUCAUCUUAAAGCUUUUAAGUGAAGAAGUGUUUGACUUCAGCAGUGGCCAAAUGACUCAAGCCAAAGCUAAACAUUUAAAGGAUAGUAUGUGUUCGGAGUUCUCACAGAUCUUCCAACUUUGUCAGUUUGUUAUGGAUAAUUCUCAAAAUGCACCCCUAGUUGGUUCAACAUUGGAAACAUUACUGCGAUUUCUGAACUGGAUACCCCUUGGAUAUAUUUUUGAAACAAAAUUGAUCAGUACACUAAUUUACAAGUUUUUGAAUGUGCCAAUGUUCAGGAAUGUCACAUUAAAGUGUCUCACAGAAAUAGCUGCUGUUCAGGUGUCGCAGUAUGACGACCAAUUUUUACUUCUCUUCAAUUUAGGAAUGGGACAGUUGAAACAGAUGCUUCCACUCCAAACUAACCUGAGAGAAGCUUACCAAAGUGGAACAGAUGAUGAACAAAACUUCAUACAAAAUCUCAGUCUUUUCCUGUGUUCCUAUUUGAAGGAACAUAGUACAUUAAUAGAGAGAAAGCAGGAGAAUCAUGAGGUGUUGCUAGAGGCUCUUAAUUACCUUAUCCUGAUAUCAGAAGUUGACGAAGUGGAGAUUUUCAAAAUCUGCCUAGAAUACUGGAAUAGCUUGGCAGCAGACAUUUACAGGGAAAGUCCCUUUUCUGCCACAAGUUCCUCUCCUCUCCUCCUUGGCAAGUCUCAUCACAAUGAACUUCCGGCCAGAAGACAGCUGUACAACCCUGUGUUAUCUCGAGUGCGUCGAGUGAUGAUCUCUAGAAUGGCAAAACCUGAAGAGGUGUUGGUUGUGGAAAAUGAACAAGGAGAGGUUGUGAGGGAAUUCAUGAAGGACACAGACUCUAUCAAUUUAUACAAGAACAUGAGGGAAACAUUAGUCUAUCUGACACAUUUGGACUGUGCUGACACUGAAUCUAUUAUGACUGAAAAACUACACAAUCAAGUGAAUGGAACUGAAUGGUCAUGGAAAAAUCUCAAUACGCUAUGCUGGGCUAUUGGGUCAAUCAGUGGUGCAAUGCAUGAAGAUGAUGAAAAGAGGUUCUUGGUGAUUGUGAUAAAGGACUUGCUUGGCUUAUGUGAGCAGAAGAGAGGGAAGGACAACAAAGCCAUCAUAGCCUCCAACAUCAUGUAUGUGGUAGGGCAGUACCCACGCUUCCUCCGGGCGCAUUGGAAAUUUCUUAAAACAGUUGUCAACAAAUUGUUUGAAUUUAUGCAUGAAACUCAUGAUGGUGUACAAGAUAUGGCCUGUGACACAUUUAUCAAGAUAGCACAGAAAUGUCGUCGUCACUUUGUACAGGUGCAGGUGGGCGAGGUCAUGCCUUUCAUCGAGGAAAUCUUAAAUGGCAUCAACACAAUUAUCUGUGAUCUACAGCCACAACAGGUCCACACAUUUUAUGAAGCUGUGGGUUUAAUGAUCAGUGCACAGACAGACCAGGUGGCCCAGGAACACCUGAUUGAGAGGUACAUGUUACUUCCAAACCAGGUUUGGGAUGGCAUUAUCAAUCAGGCUACUCAGAAUGUUGAAGUGCUUAAGGAUGCUGAUGCUGUUAAACAACUUGGAAACAUCCUGAAAACUAAUGUUCGAGCUUGUAAAGCUUUAGGCCACCCUUAUGUUGUACAGUUGGGGAGGAUCUAUCUGGAUAUGCUCAACGUGUACAAGGUCAUGAGUGAGAAUAUCAGCAGUGCUAUAGCAACCAACGGCGAGAGUGUCACAAAACAGCCCCUUAUCAGGAGCAUGAGGACAGUGAAGAAGGAAACACUCAAGUUGAUAUCAGGAUGGGUCAGUCGAUCCAAUGAUCCUGCUAUGGUUGCAGAGAAUUUCAUCCCACCAUUAUUAGACGCUGUGUUACUUGACUACCAAAGAAAUGUUCCAGCUGCCAGAGAACCUGAAGUGUUGAGUACGAUGGCCACCAUUGUCAACAGAUUGGAAAACCACAUUACGAAGGAUAUCCCCCAGAUCUUUGAUGCUGUGUUUGAGUGUACACUAGAUAUGAUCAACAAAGACUUUGAGGAGUUCCCAGAACAUAGAACAAACUUCUUCCUUCUCCUUCAAGCUGUCAACUCGCACUGUUUCCAAGCUUUCUUGAACAUCCCUCCAGCACAGUUUAAGUUGGUAUUGGACUCAAUUAUUUGGGCCUUUAAGCACACGAUGAGGAAUGUGGCAGAUACGGGACUAGACAUCCUGUAUGUGUUGCUUCAGAAUAUAGCCAAUGAGGAGGCAGCAGCCCAGAGCUUCUAUCAGACAUACUUUACAGACAUCUUACAGCAUGUGUUUUCUGUUGUGACAGACAGUUCACACACAGCAGGUCUGACAACACAAGCCACAAUUCUAGCAUACAUGUUUGUAUUGGUGGAGACAGGAAAGGUCACAGUGGCCCUUGGUACAAACUCAUCAUCUUCACAAAAUGUUCAAUACAUACAGCAGUUCCUCCUCAAUCUUCUAAAAGCAGCUUUUCCUCAUCUCAAUGAACCACAAAUCCGUGUGUUUAUUGAGGGUGCUUUCAGCUUUGACAGAGAUAUCCCAGCAUUCAAGGAGCAUGUGCGAGAUUUCCUUGUGCAAAUCAGGGAGUUCGCUGGAGAAGACAACAGUGAUUUAUUCCUGGAGGAGCGAGAAGCAGCCAUCAAACAAGCAGCUGAUGAGAAGCGAAAGGUACAGAUGGCUGUCCCUGGUAUCAUAGGACCUCACGAGAUUCAGGAAGACAUGCAGGAUUAAAUCUACCAAGGAUUACUUUUGGUCCAGUUCCAUUGAAUCUCCGCUGUAACAUGAACAGGGAACACUUCCAAAUGGGAACUUUCCCCACAGUCUGCUUGGUCAGAAAGUGAAACAUUGAUCCUGUGAUGGAGUUAUGAUCAGGGUGCACCAGGCAGCCGCGGGAUGAAAAGGAUGUGGUGGAUGUUUGUCACACACCUGCCAUCUUGGUACUCCCACCUCAAUACAUGUCAUCAUACUGACAUGUCAACGAUUCGAUACGUGCACAAACUUCUGAACACUACCUAAUGAAGGUGUCGAAAUGUGCUAAACAGGACAGAUACAAUUAGUAGUCUGUGUCAGUACACAAAACAUUGGAAACGGAGGGUUGAAUGUCUCUUCAUAUAGGAAGUGAUGUGUUGGUACCGGACAAUCUGUGAAGCGAGGUGUUUUAAUCUCAGCUUAGUGCUCUCUGAGUAGAAACGAGUGUGAACAGCAUGCAUGUGAUGUAUGGUAUUUGAAAGUAAUUGAUUAGAGAAAUCUGGUUUGAACCAUGUUUUAUCAAGUGCAUUUUUCCUGAUGCAUGGUAUGUUAUAUAUAAUAACAAUGGUAUGUGUUAUAUGCAGCAUUGACUUUUUUUAUUGAAUACGCAACUGAAAUGAACAAGGCUCAUUCCAAUGGCAAUGUUUUCCUGUGCAUUGGAAACCCUCGCCAUCCAAAUGUAUUUUAAACACUAACGAUCUUAAUCUGUGGAGGUUGCAAUAUUUAGCAGGAGGUAGACAACUAGGCUGCUUUCCCAUAUCUGGUUGUAAUGUUCGACUUGUUGAGUCUAAAAGAAAACAGGCAUGGACCAGAAACAAAACUGAUCUCUGUAAAAUUCAGCAAUAUCUACAUGUGUACACAAAGGGGUAACAAUCCAUGUUCAGAACUACAUAAAUCGAGGUUAAUCUCAUGUAGAUAACUUAGAUAUGGUAAAUAUAAAUUUGGUAAACUUGUAUAUGGUAAAUAAAAAUUUGGUACACAAGAGAACAAGGUAAAUUUGUUAAAAGCUGUUUAUUUGAUAGAUAUGUGAAGGCAGUCUUAUCACUUGCUUGUCCAUCUUGUGAAAGGUCAGGAACUGACUACGGAUCAUCAAGGUUGAUUCAUUCACAGGUAGAUCAAUUAACUCCCAAAGUUGUUGGUCAGAAGUAGACAUUUUAUAUCAAAUUGAAGUCAUUCCUGCAGUGUGAUUGGCUGAUGGUGUCACAAGUUCUUAACUGUAUUAUGUCUAGCUUAUCUUCAAUAAAAUUCUGAACUUGAUAAGAGCUAGACACAAAUGUUUUUGGGUCACAUUUGACAGUGUUGUGUGUAUUAUGUGAUCUCCACGAUACAGACAUGGUCUUCACGUACAUGUUGUACCUAGGCCUUAACACUAUGGUAUAACAUGUCUAGUUAAUUUCAAGGCUAUUGUGAUAAUCACCCAAUUAUAUUUCUCAUGUAUCAUUAACAGAAUAUAGUGUAUUUCAUAAUGUGAUAGCUUCAAUCAUGGCACAAUUGCUUCAAGAGUGUUUAUAUUUGAAGUCUAUGAUAUAGUUGUGUUCUCUAUCAAUUGGCAAUCUUUACAUGUAAAUGACAUAAAGGGCUGGCAUUGAAAUUUAGCAGCACAUCAUUUUUCAUAGAUAUUCAUUUUUUUUGUGUAAUUAUUUAUACAUUGUUUCACUGUGAAGAAGUUGCAAAGUGGCACUAUGGUGUUACUUAACGUUUCACUUUAAAGUUUGGCGUUUAGAUCCGUCGCUCAAAAAGUAUACAUAAGACUUUAACCAAACCUGGCAUAUAUAGUUAGAUCACAUACUGGAUGGAGGACCUCUCAUCGCACUCUUCAUUUACGGAAUAUCCAGAAUUUAUGGCCCAGAGACUGGAAAUUUGGACUAAAGUUUUGCGUUUAGCUCAGUUUCUCAAAAAGUAUCAAUUUUAUUCCAACUGAACAUGGACUAUAUAUAUAUAUAUAUAUAUAUUGAUGCAUUGUAGUAUGGAUAUCUCAACACACCCGAUUGAUUACUUAAUUUUUUUCAAACCUUUGAGAAAUUGAAUCUUUAUUGCUUCUCCAAUUGAUUUACAAAUUAGUUAAUAGCCAAAUUGAAAAGAAUUCUAUAAUAUAUCCGAUGUAUUUUUAUCUUAUUCUUCAGAGAGGUAAAUUUUGAGAAUUGGUGACUUUGCGAAAUUUGAUAUUUUAUUUGCAAUGCAUCAAUAUUUACACAUUUGUAGUAUGUACAAGGUGCUUCCAUGCUAUCAAGUGGAAAGUUUUAAUUUUAAAAUUUAAGUGAAUUUUGGAUUUUGCUUAAAACUUACUUUACUGACAAUGUGGAACAGAGAAGACAUAUGAUUACCAGUAUGUGUAAUGGUCUUGUCUCCUAUCAAUAAUGCUGAGGCAUUAAAUGAUUUACUGUCUUAAUACAAAAUUCAUCAACUCCAGAAAUCUUAUUUGAUCCCUCAGCAUGGUUGAUGCAAAUUAAUGAAGUUUGAUAACAAUUUUCAUAUCAACUUAAUGCUGACAGAUUAAAUGUCCUCCUUACCCAUCCAGUAUUUGGAAGGGAUGUUUGAUGAAUUUCUAAACUCUUGACUUUUUAAGUCUGUAGUGUUCAUCUAUGUCCAACCCCACAGCAUUAAGUUGAUGAGAGAAAAUCAUUAUCAGACUUCAUAAUUCAUUCAAUUUUCAAUUCAUAUGCAUAUAAUGACUUGUCAGAAAGUUAGACAUCCAAGUCGUUGAUAAGGCAAAUUAAGUAACCAAAACAGAGAAGUUGAGUUUGUUAUCCUUGUCUUAUAAACAUUUAUAUCAUGGACGGAUAAAAUAAACUUUUGCAGUUUUUACAAAUACAAGUGAUCUGCCUAUUUUCAAUUUUGAUGAAUUAAAAAAAUAUGUGUUUAAUUUAUGUGCAAGGCAGUACAUGUCUAAUGUCAUAUAUUAAAAUUGUGUCAUAUGUAAAUCAAAAUUUGCUUAGUAGUAUAUGUAUCUAUAUUUGUUUACACUGGUCUCUUGUUACUUGUUUUAAUGAAGUAACAACUGAAAUCCACUCGUUAAGUCAAGUGAAUACACUUUUUUGACAUUAGUCGUUCUUUAAAUUCAUUAUUCUUUGAAUUCUGAUAUAUAAAUAUAUAUAGCUUAAUUUUUCAUUAGCUCUCCCAGAGGACUAAUUUAACGUGCAGUGAAACACCGUCUGUCGUUUAGGACAGACCAAUAACAUUUUUUAAUAGCUUAUAAUCUUCACUUUAAAAUUCUUAUUACACAAAUUAUACCAAUUGAGCUUUGUAGGCCCAAUGGAAGUAUGACAAAUCUAUGGCAUAAAAAAACUUGAGUGGAGAAUAUAAUGGCAGUGUUUCAUCAUCUGUUCAUUUCAGUAUAAAUAUAUACAUGUAUAUAUUGUGUUGCUUGUACAAUAUGUAUCAUAGAAAGGACCUAAGGUUUUUUUUUCUCUCUCAAAAAUAGUCAAUUGAAUGAUUUUGUAAUUCAGUAUCAAAUAGAGUUAUCAAUUUCUCUAUGUUCACAACAUAAAAUACAUCAAAACUCACCGGAACUCCUAGGGACCAUGUUACUUGUUCAAAGAAUACACGGUAUAUGAGUAAGUUCUGGACUUGUUUAUCUGACAACCAUGUUUAAAUUGGUCUCGAGGCCACAAGAAAGAUCCGCAUGUAAUUUUUCGUUAUUAGACUGGUCAUAUUUAGACUUGUUGUGCCUGGUAAAUUCAAAGUUGUAACAUCAAAAUAUUGUUAAACUAUGGAACAAGUACAUGUAUCAUGUUCAAGUCUGAUUUAGUGUUUGUGUCAUCAGAGAGGUAUUUUCAUUAAAGACUUUUGUCUCGGAUUUAAUAUCUCUGAAAAUGCACCAGAAAGUUUCAAUAAUGGUGUUAGGAUAAUUCAAAAUAGUGAUACUCCUUAGCUGUUUUCUUAAAGGAACUGGUAUAUAAAUAAUACAUCAAAUACAUUGUUACCUCACCUUAUAUUUUGAUGGAAAGUCCUGUCUAAAGAAUCAACAUUUUCUGUUGGUAAAUAUUGAACAUGUAUUGCCUUACUUCUACAAGGCCAAUUAUGUCGCUUAUGUUCCAUGUUCAUAAUUGAAAGUAAGUGUUUUACAAUUAAAAUUUUCAUUUAAUAAAAUGUUCAACAAUUGUGAAAAAAAUUAAAAUGUCUAAAUUUAUC